Messenger RNA from Octopus bimaculoides (California two-spot octopus), 1256 nucleotides. Its product is annotated as tetraspanin-33. Lineage: Eukaryota; Metazoa; Mollusca; Cephalopoda; Octopoda; Octopodidae. The record is from RefSeq and is a predicted model, not a curated record. Gene Ontology annotation, cellular component: plasma membrane.
UCAUCCCACACCCUCAGAUCGAUAUCAGGUUUUCGUGCCAUUCUCUGCGUUCUGUCUUUCACGCUCUCUCUCUCCUGCUCUAUCUUUUACUGACUCUCUCAUUCAAUCAUUGGCUUUUGCUCACUCUCUCUUUCUCAUGUUUUUACAUUAUGGUCGAUUACUGCCGAAUUACUGCAACGAAAACCUGGUUAAUUCUCAAAAUGUCUUCUCAUUUCCUACUGAGGAUAUCUCUCUUGGACAUAGCUUCUAUGCACAGGAAGGAUGGUUGUAAUCCUGUUUAAAGAGUAGAAGAUCACUUAAUAGAUGUUACCAAUGUAAAGUGGUGAAAAAUACAAAGGCAAAAUGUUGGCAAAAUAUGCAUUAUUCGUGAACAGCAUUUUGGUGCUUGUUCUGGGUUGUGUCAUGGUGGCCAUGAGUAUGGUAACACGUUUGCAGCGUGAAGAAAUCAGUCUGUUUGAGUCUAUCGAUAUGGAUCCUGUAUACUUUGUAUUAGGAAUGGGUGCUUUUGUUGUAUUUAUUAGUCUUCUUGGCUGCCUUGGAGCUUUAAGGGAAAGUGUUUGGACUCUUCAUUUUUUCUGUAUUUGUGUGAUGAUGAUAUUCUUGCUAGAAAUUGUCACAUUUGUCUUUGCCCUCACACUAAUGUCAAACAUCCAAGGAAAUAUAACUCACAGUAUCAGCAAAGGUAUCAAACAAUAUGGAUUGAAUCAGAAAAAAGAUGCUGUACUUGAUGACCUUCAACAAAAGUAUAGUUGUUGUGGUACUAAGACAUAUGAAGAUUGGAAUUUUAAUCCAUUCUUCAACUGCAGUGCUCAUGGACAUCUUACAUGUAAGGUACCAGAUUCUUGCUGCCACCCACCAGUCAUUACUCGAUGUGGAUUACUAUGGAAUUUGCCACGAACAAGUCACAGUAAUCCAAACAAACGCAUUUUCAUACAAGGUUGUGUUCCCGUUUUGAUGAAUAUCUUCAAAAUGAAUGCAGUCAUAAUUGGUUUGUCCAUGUUAGUAAUAGCACUAUUGGAGAUUGUAUCAGUUGUACUAGCCUAUCUGACCAUCAAAGGUAUCUACGAGAAGAACUCAGAACAACCAUUUCCUUCUUCAAUUUGAAUUACUGUAUUACCUAAAUGAAAAGGCCAGAUAUUAAAGAAAAUCUAUAUUUCCUACAUAACACUUCAUUUAGAAAAUAGACUUCUCAUUGAAAACAAAAAUUCUUUUGCUAUUUUCUUCUUAGAUGCAUUAAACUAUAAAUUUCCUUCAUU